This is a messenger RNA of Fomitopsis serialis, 1739 nucleotides long. RefSeq lists its product as uncharacterized. The record is from RefSeq and is a predicted model, not a curated record. The coding region runs from base 172 to 1632 and encodes 486 amino acids. The transcript has 5 exons. NCBI's taxonomy places the organism in Eukaryota, Fungi, Basidiomycota, Agaricomycetes, Polyporales, Fomitopsidaceae.
GCCAAUCAGCGCGAGGCCCUUGCCUGUGCACUCAUCGAGGGUUGCGUGGCAGUCUUUCUGCUCUCUCCCUACCACACCACACUUCCCACCGCGGCCCCUUUCUUGGAUCAGAGCACCGAGCCGCACACAGCUCACGAGUGCUUGCCUCCGUCGCAGCCGCCACUGCCAGACAUGUACCGCGCCCUCUCGCCCAUAUUCGACGUCCCCGAGCUGCCGACCCUCAGGCGGGUGAAGCCGCUCCCCAAGCGUCGACGCACAUCCGAGCCAUCGCAGAAUGACGCCGCCGGCCGCCCCUGCCCGCCACGCCCUCAGCGCCCAGAUGGCCUCCAGUCGUACUACAUGCCCGUCCUCGGCGGCGACGAGGACGAGCUCGGCGACGGCGACUACAUGGAGCACCUGCAGCAGCCGGGGAACACGAAGAAGAGGAAGGUGCCCGCGAACAUGUCGGGCGGGAUGCAUGGGCGGGACUCGGGGGAACUCGGGCGCGGAGGACGAGCCGGGCGAGCGGGGCAUACCGACGGGUGGCCGCACCGACCGCGAGACGACGCCGCGGGCGACAAGCUCGCGCUGCGCAAGGGGAGGCUACCGAAGGCGACGCUCGCGGGGCUGCAGCACAAGGAGCUGCUGAGGGCCCGGAAGCGGCAGCUGCAGGCCGUCAUCGGGCAGCUUCUCAGCGACAGGCCUCCGCCACUGCUGAGGGUGCGCCUCUCCCGGCGCCGAGGACCUCGGCUCGCACGAGCGUUCAGAGCGUUCCGCGCUGCUCUCCCGUCUGACACCUACGAGGCCAAGAUCGUCGUUCCUCCCGAAGCGGACUUCUCGUUUGUGUGCGACAGUCUCACCUCGAAGCGCCUAGUGGCGACAAAGGAGGAAGUCGCAGCUUUGCAUGCCCGCUUCGAAGCAGAGCUCGCGAGGCAGGCGGCGAAAGCGGCUGAAGCAGCUAAGCAGGCUGCCGCCACGCUGAACGGCCCGCUGGCCAAAAGGAAUAAUCGCUCCAAGCGCGGGGCGCGUGGUGCGGACGGGAAGGCUGCGAACCUCGAGCAAUCCCUGCUAGGCGGACAGACAGGCAGCGGGAAGAAGAAAAAGCGAUCCGCCCUGGCAAACGCGUCGAAUCCACACCACUUGCGGAACUACGUCCCGUCGCGCCUCCCUAACUCCGCGCAAGUGAACAUGGCUCAGAACGCCGCGAAUGCGCAGAACCUGCUCAGCCCGCUGCCCAUCGGCUUCCUGUCUGCCGAGCUGCCCCCUCGCCGCCGAAAGAAGAACGAGCGCCCGGCCGUGCCGGUCCCGACGCUCACGAACCCAGCGGACGAGUGGAUCUGUCCGUUCUGCGAAUACAGUCUCUUCUACGGGGACGAGCUGGGCUACCAGCGCGCUAUCCGGAACAGGAAGAAGAUACUGCGACGCCGCCGGAGGGCACGCGAGCGUGCUGCCGCGGCGGCAAGCGGUACGAGCGCUGCAAAGGCGUCGGAGAAGGAGGUGCCGGCGGCUGACGAUGCGUACCCCGCGUACGAGACGCCAGCGUACGAGAGCGGUGCGGCUGCGUCUGGCAGGCAGGCGAGGUGGAAGGACGAGCGGGACCGAGGGGGGCAGGCCCAUGUCCACAACGGUGCAGCGCACGGCGCUGUCGGAUAAUUCUCCGUGCAUACACGGAUGUGCAGUCGUUCUCCGAUCCGCAAGCGUAUACAGCAGACACUCGUUAGCACAUUGCUAGACCUCUAAUGCAUUUUUAUUGCCUGGUA